AAGUACCGUAGUUUAUGUAUGCUAAUAGGGAGAGUUGGGGGUUGUAGCUAGAUAUUUACGUUCAGUGGGAGCCGCCCUUCAUUCACCCACAUGGUUACCAACUGGUCGCCUUCGCGCCACUUUCCCAACCCCGCAAUCAUUUUUAACCAGCGUCUCUGGGUUAUAAAUUGGCUCACGAUCGGCUCGGACCUCACUUUAUGUUCCGUUUUUGUCCGCGGGUAGAAAAGUUUUCGGAAUAGUUACGUAUUUAUUUCUCUCUUUUGUCGGUAAGAGACUACACGGCAGCCCAAGCAAGUGAGCGAAGAUGGUGGAUUUCGGCUGAUCCACCACGAAGUGCAGGACCGUAAUCCAAAUUUGCCACCUGGAGCCAUGUGGCCAUCGCUCCGAUGGUGCUGGAGGGCAGCAAUGCUGUAAUCGGUCGGUGUAUUGUCAAAGUGCUUACAGUGCAGGUAGUACUAUGUGAUACCUACUGCAGUGGAGGCACUUACAGCAAUACCCUGACACUGAUGUGCAGAUUCUUUGAUGUUACAUGUCGUGUGAAGUACUGUCUUUGUGCUAAGGUGCAUCUAGUGCAGAUAGUGAAAUAGACUAGCACCUACUGCCCUAAGUGCUCCUUCUGGCAUAAGGGGCUGUGAUAUGCGCCACCAGACCAUUUCUAAUUUCCAAUUGGGCUCAAAUAUCUUGCAGUUCUCUGCUAGUUUUGCAUAGUUGCACUACAAGAAUAGAUGAGUUGUGCAAAUCUAUGCAAAACUGAUGGUGGCCUGCUUGCUCUCCACCUGUUACGAUUUUUUGGUUUUGGGGGUUGUCACAUUAAACACAAUCUGUCAUAAUACACAUGUAACGCUGUUUUGAAAAUGAGAAGUGUUUUUCCAGUGCUCAAGUGAGUCGGUUUCAGCAGUACUAAAGUGCUUAUAGUGCAGGUAGUGUAUUUCUCCUAUCUACUGCAAUGUAAGCACUUGAAGUACUUCUAACUUACUGCGUCUUUCUGAAACUCGGAUGUCCAUAAUCCCAGAGGAUCUUUGAAUCGUCGCAUGGUCAGUUUUGCUGGUUUGCAUUCAGCUUUAACUGGUGUUUGCUGUGCAAAUCCAUGCAAAACUGACUAGGUUGAUGAACUAUCUUCUGCCAAAUGAGCUUGCUUUUCAUCAAAACUGGGACAUGUAUGACAUUUUGGAUAUUUGGAGAUGUCCCUUCCUGUGCAGGUGGGGAUUAGUAGCAAUGCUGUGUACCUGAAGGUAUUGCACUUGUCCCGGCCUGUAUAGGAACAAGGAGAUGGAGCUGACCCAGGAUCACGACCCAAGUGAUUAGAAAACUGCUGCACUCAUCUUCAUGUUUUCUGUCUGUAUGAAAAGUGUGUGAUUAUUGAUGGGUUUUAAUUGUAGUGUUUCUUGAAAUAGAAUACAUUUUAAACACUUUUUUUUUUUUCUCUCUGAAUGCUUUAUUAUUCAUACAUCUUGAUUUUGGUUGAAACUGGAACAACAUGCGGUGGCAAAAUGUGUUUUGGUCAAGAAACCUGUUGACUUUGACAAACCUUACUUUUGAUUUCUGUAACCUGGUUGCCAAUGUUGCAUUACAGGAGUGUUUUUCACCACAUUAAAUGAGUCACGUUUCCCGACUGGGCCAUGUGCAUCAGAUCUAAUUUGUGACAUGACGUUCAGCAGCAUUGAUAGUCUGCUAUGAACACCAGGCAGGAUCACAGCCCUGACGGCAGUCAUCAUAUGAGCACAUGUUCAACAGCAGUUUUGCCUAUACUGAGGGGAAAGUGAUUGGUGAAGUUGGGUAUUAAUUUAGCAUAUUUAGACUUUAAUGCAAAACAAAAACAUGCCCAUAAAAAUAAAAUGAACAAAGUGUAUUUAAGCUGAAAACUGAAUUUAUUUUUGUUUCGUUAGACAUGUAGGUCACAACUUGAACUAAUGCCUAUACAGGUUAACCAAAUGGUUCUGAAUAUACUUAAAUCUUUAAAUUGGUUGGUACUUUCUAAGGAGGAAAAAUGUAAAUGGCACAUACCAUAAAAUACACGUUUUUCCUAAUUAAUAAUUUAAUAACACAUGGUCAUCAAAACCUCAUAUCAGUUUUAUUUAACUAAGGUGAUAAUAGUUUUAUAGAAUGUAAUUGAAAAAAGGAAAUGGUUUCAAAUUGAGAACUAUUUAAGAUUGUCGCCCGUGUGUCACUUAAUUUACUUUGGAGGAUUUUUGGAUAAACGACAAUCUAACCUCCGUUAGCAUGAAUCAAAACAUGAAUAAAUCCACGAUACUAAGCCUCAUUGAGCUAAUUUAACAGGGAAAGAAAUUCAGAAAAAUAUAUUUCAGUUCGGUUCUGAGGUGAGUUUUGUUUUUUAGAUCGAAUACCUCACUCUAGCCUACACAGUUAAUAGAUCUUUAAUUGUCAUAGAUAAUAUAUCAGUCGUAACAUGGAAGUCGGGGCCAGUCCACUAGAGGGCGCCGUGAGGCUGCAGCUCAGCUGCACGUUGAGCCGCGGAGUGCAGGUACGGUUACGGGUUAGGGGGUACGGUACCGCCUCUCCUGUCGGUCCAGCCAAGUUGGACAACAUGCCGCUUUCAAGCAGAUCCGUCACACCGCUGCAACUUUCUCCCCGCGUGUCCGGAUUUAAAUGAUCUGGAGCGUUUCCUCGACACGAACGUUCACGCCACACAAUCGACGCUGAAUCCUGAAACCUGGGAUGUGGAAAGGGACUCACCUGAGCGGACUACAUGUUCAGAAGAAACCGUAACUUCUAAACAAGCGUCUUUUUUUUUGUGGAGUAUUAACCCUGCGUUUUAUUAAAAUGGGUGAUCUGUGUGCGAACUGCGUUUUCUUCCUGGCGUGUUGCUCUGGGUUUUGCUUUGGGAGCCCGAACAGAUGUGACGAAGUGCGGAAAGUUUUCCAACUCAGACAAAUUGGACCAAAUCAAUUAUUGCCUUUAAGCCCCAGACCAGGUUCCGACCUCCAGGUGUGCAUGUCCAAGAACCUGACCUGCUGCACCAAAAAGAUGGAGGAGAAGUACCAGGUGGCGGCCCGCAGGGACAUCCAGAACCUCCUCCAGACGUCCAGCUCCGGCCUCAAGUUCCUCAUCUCGCGCAAUGUGGCUGCUUUCCAUGACACCUUUGAGGUCCUGAUAAGGCAGGCAGAGAAUCACACGAAUGCCGUCCUACAGGAGUCGUACGGCGACAUGGCUGACCAGGCCGUGGGCCCUGUGCGGGAACUCUUUACAGAUAUCAGCCUCUUCCUGCUGGGGUCUGAGCUCAACGUUGAUGACUUAGUGCAGCGAUUCUUCGACGCUCUCUUCCCGCUGGUCUACAAUCACCUCAUCAACCCAGGCCUCAGCGACAUAUCGCCAGGCUACGCUGAGUGUGUAAGGUCAUCCAGCCGGGAUGUGAGACCGUUUGGUGGGGUGCCCAGCCUCCUGGCCGACCAGAUCGCCCGCUCUGGGGUCUCCGGGAAGCUUCUCCUUCAGGCACUGCACCUCGGCAUCGAGGUCAUCAAUACCACAGACCACUUACAGCUGAGCCGGGAGUGCAGACGGGCCCUGCUCAAGAUGCACUACUGUCCUCACUGCCAGGGCUUAACCCAGUCCAAGCCCUGCAUGGGUUACUGCCUCAACGUGAUGCGGGGCUGUUUGGCAAGCAUGGCGGAGAUUGACAACCACUGGAGGGAGUUUGUUCGCUCGCUGGAGGGCCUGUCGGCACGGAUGCAAGGACCUCAGGAUUUGGAGCAAGUGCUUCUGGGAGUUCACACGCUGCUUCACGAUGCGGUCGGACACGCUCAGAAAAAUGGACCCCGUCUCUCAGCACAGGUGCACAAACUGUGUGGUCCACCAAGCAGGCGGCCUGCGCAGUCAGGCAGCAUCCAGCGCAGCAGCAGCAGAGCAUCCAUCCCUCUUAAAGCUCUUGUCAGAGCGUCAGGGGACUCGCUCGCUAUAAGGAGGAGGGACUUUUUGAACAGCCUACGUCUCUACCGUACGUUCUACGGCGGCCUGGCGGAUCAGCUGUGUGUGAGUGAGCUGGCCUCUGGUGACGGGCUGUCCUGCUGGAAUGGAACCGACAUCGUAAAAAGCUACACCCUGCGUGUUGUCGGCAACGGGAUCAAGGCUCAGAGUGCCAACCCUGAAGUCAAAGUGAAGGGAGCAGACCCUGUGAUAAAUCAGAUCAUUGACAAGCUGAAGCACGUCAAUCAGCUGUUGCAAGGGAAGUCCAUUCCUAAACUAGGGUCACUGGACCAGAUUGAAACAGGAAGUGGAGACACGGAGGGACGUUACAGCGGUGACUGUGAUGAUGAAGACGGCUGUGGUGGUUCAGGUGGUGGCGAGGUAAAAAGGAAAGUCUCCAGAGUCUCCAAAUUGAGUCCAGAUGUGACCGGUGAUCACAAGCAUCAUCAUCAUCAUCAUUAUCCACCUGCUGAUGAUUCAGAAGUGGAAGGCAGAUCCAGGAGCCUUGGACUGGCGGGGGCCAUCUGGGUCUUGAUAUUGCCUUGUUUUCAUAUGCUCCUGGCCUUGUAACAGCUGCCUUUUUGCAGCAUGACACUUUCAAGACUUCAUUUGAAGCUUAUUUAUCAAGAAAUGAAAGGGCCGGUGGACGUAACAAGCUCCGACAUGUAAUGGAGCACCACCUCCACACAGUGCAGGACACGGUAGGAGUGAACACUAAUAAUUGUGUGGAAAUUACAAGACAUUUUGGUUUAUGGAAGACAGCAUAAUAUGGUUCAGAUUUGCAAAUAUUAAUUAUUUUUACCUGGCAUUCAUAACCCUAAUAACAAUAUUAUAACAGCCGAUUUCAAGAAUAACUACAACGUCUGUUGUAAAAGUUUGGUGUUCAUUUAAUUAUGUAUGUGCAGGAACAAAAAGACAAUUGGAAACAUCUGCUUCUCUUCACCUGUAUUAGCUGCCGUCUUGUCCAGAGUCCAUUGAAUUGGUAUAUUUCAAUUGCAAAAUUGACCUGUAAUGCUACUGCUGAGAGAAAUUGUGAGGAGAUAGGUGGGUAGGUGGAAGUGGGGGCAAGUGAGAGAAUUCAUACUCCUUUCUUCUUUAUGAAUAGAUUAGUUUCUUCAGGAGUCUAUUAUCAUUUCAAACUCAAUCCUCCUCUGCCUUCAUGGGCCUGGAUGGGAGCUGAUAGCUCCUGGAGCCACUGCCGAGGAAGAAUCCAAUUGCUCCUCCCUCCUACCUUUCUGCUGGUGUGUUGCUAGCAGGCUUCUCAGAAAAGGAAAAUGUAUUUGUUUCAUCUGCUGCUUUUUUGGCUGACAUAUGCUCAGAAACUACUUAUAGAGCUAAAUAAAUAAUACUAUUAAGAUGCUGCAGAAGCUAAAAGGAUACUCUUUAGAAGCAAAUUUCUCUAUUAACAUUUCAUAUAUACAGUAAAUACAUAUAGACGUUACAGAAAUAAACAAGAAAGACAUUAAAGCUGCUACUGUAAAUAGACGACAGUGUAAAAAUGAAGUUAAAUAUUCAAUUAGGGCUCAAAACAGCCACAGGCACAGUCUCCCCAGUUACUCUGUUUGAUCAUAUAUGAUCUUAGCCUGCAACUUUCCUCACGCUGCAUUGUUGUCAUUAGUCUUUUUUAACUUCAUUUUUACAAGGGUUAGACUUUACUAAAGUCAAGGCUGUUCAGCCACUUGAACCACUUGAGUAACUUGGAGCUUUUUCAACUAAAGUCUCAAGGCUUAUAAAUGAUAACUUUGAGAUUAAUUAUAUUCAUCAUUUCUUACUGUCUAUUGAAUUUAGUAUCUUGUAAAUGGGGCUUUUGUGUUGAGUGAGAAUCACAGGCUACAAUAGUUACUACCUAACAACCUUACCACAGUUGUUUAACUACCUAGCAAACCAGUUAUAGUUGGAACCAUCAAAGUCAGUGCUGUUCUUUUGAACAGCUGUCUUAAUGACACAAUUAAAGAAUAGUGUUCAGUCUCUAACUAGAUAACAGGCAGCCGGCACAGAGACAAACUUGCCUUGAGGCAAAAUAAAAGAUGUCAGGUUGUACUGGUUCUCCCGUACUGAAAGGGAAGAGUUGGAUUUUAUGUCUUUAUGUGAUUAUUAUAGCUCCGUAUUGACACAGUUUUCCAGAGGAGGGAGAAAAGGGGCCAUAUGCUGAUGAUGAUGCUGAUGCCGUGAUGAUGUGCACUCAUAUCCAGACAGGUGUCAUCUGCAGGCAUUGUAAAGUGUCAGAACCUCUUGAAUAACAUGUUUACCCUCAAAUAUCGUGUUUUGAGUGUGAAUGCAUUAUGUGAAAAAUACAUUCCUGUAAUAAAUGCAACUCUGUGGGACUUUCUUUUACAAUGGUUCUUAAAAUAUU
Molecule: messenger RNA, 6274 nt
Organism: Anarrhichthys ocellatus (wolf-eel)
Lineage: Eukaryota; Metazoa; Chordata; Actinopteri; Perciformes; Anarhichadidae
Gene: gpc5a
Product: glypican 5a
Exons: 10
Coding region: 2782-4491 (569 amino acids)
Biological process (GO): regulation of protein localization to membrane; cell migration; positive regulation of canonical Wnt signaling pathway
Cellular component (GO): cell surface; plasma membrane; extracellular region
Source: RefSeq, a predicted model, not a curated record